This is a messenger RNA of Sebastes umbrosus (honeycomb rockfish), 2471 nucleotides long. It is a transcript of the gene gfpt2, whose product is annotated as glutamine-fructose-6-phosphate transaminase 2. Gene Ontology annotation, biological process: fructose 6-phosphate metabolic process; protein N-linked glycosylation; UDP-N-acetylglucosamine metabolic process. The transcript has 19 exons. NCBI's taxonomy places the organism in Eukaryota, Metazoa, Chordata, Actinopteri, Perciformes, Sebastidae. The coding region runs from base 145 to 2193 and encodes 682 amino acids. The record is from RefSeq and is a predicted model, not a curated record. Gene Ontology annotation, molecular function: L-glutamine:D-fructose-6-phosphate transaminase (isomerizing) activity; carbohydrate derivative binding.
CCAGGAAACACCAUUUAAACCUCUAGUGGGAGUGGACAGUCUCUGGAUUUAACUCGACAGAGGCACUCAAGCAUCACUCCACAGCAACAAGUCGCUUUUCUCGCAGAAAAAAAGGUGUCCAACAACGAAGGAGAAGCUUGAGUCAUGUGUGGGAUCUUUGCCUACCUGAAUUACCGAGUGCCUCGCACCAGAAAGGAGAUAUGUGAGACGCUGGUGAAGGGACUGCAGAGACUGGAGUACAGAGGGUACGAUUCAGCAGGUAUCGCUGUGGACGCCCCCAAGAAGAACGGCGACGACAACGCCAUCGUCCUGAUCAAGAAGAAGGGGAAGGUGAAGGCUCUGGACGAGGAGCUUUACAAGAAAGACUCGCUGGACCUGGACGAAGAGCUGCGCACACACUUCGGCCUCGCUCACACUCGCUGGGCCACACACGGAGAGCCGAGCUCCGUCAACAGCCAUCCUCAUCGCUCCGACAAGGAUAACGAGUUUGUCGUCAUCCACAACGGCAUCAUCACCAACUACAAAGAGCUGAAGGCGUACCUGAUCGCCAAAGGAUACGAGUUUGAGUCAGAGACGGACACAGAGGUCAUCCCCAAACUGACCAAAUAUGUUUACGACAACCGAGAGACUGACAGCAUCUCCUUCUCCACCCUGGUAGAGCGGGUUAUUCAUCAGCUGGAGGGAGCCUUCGCCCUGGUGUUUAAAAGCCGUCAUUUCCCCGGAGAGGCUGUGUCCACCAGGAGAGGAAGUCCGUUGCUCAUUGGUGUGCGAAGCGAGCAUGAGCUGUCGACUGAAAACAUCCCCGUCCAGUACAACAGUGCUCACUUCAAGGAGGGAGUCCAGGAGAAGAACAGCCAUAAUCGUCCCGACUGCUCCAGCGAAAUCAACUCAGUGGGGGAUGGCAGGCCCGUGGAGUAUUACUUUGCCUCUGACGCCAGUGCCAUCAUUGAGCACACCAACAAGGUGUUGUACCUGGAGGAUAACGACAUGGCCGUGGUGGCCGGCGGGAAACUCUCCAUCCACAGGAUGAACCGGCAGGUCGGUGAUGAUCCGGUGAGGGCCAUCCAGACGCUGCAGAUGGAGCUGCAACAGAUCAUGAAAGGCAACUUUGAUGCCUUCAUGCAGAAGGAGAUCUUUGAGCAGCCGGAGUCCGUCGUCAACACCAUGAGAGGACGCAUUUGUUUUGACACCAACACAGUGAUUCUCGGUGGACUGAAGGACCACCUGAAAGAAAUCAAACGUUGCAGACGGUUAAUCGUGAUUGGCUGCGGCACCAGCUUCCACGCUGCAGUGGCUACAAGACAGAUCCUGGAGGAGCUGACGGAGCUGUCUGUCAUGGUGGAGCUGGCCAGCGACUUCCUGGACCGCAACACGCCCGUUUUUAGAGACGACGUUUGCUUCUUCAUCAGCCAGUCAGGAGAGACGGCAGACACCUUAAUGGCGCUACGCUACUGUAAGGGCCAAGGUGCCCUGACGGUUGGUAUAACCAACACCGUGGGCAGCUCCAUCUGUAGAGAAACAGACUGCGGAGUCCACAUCAACGCCGGGCCUGAGAUAGGAGUGGCUAGCACCAAGGCCUACACCAGUCAGUUUGUGGCCCUCAUCAUGUUCGGCCUGAUGAUGAGCGAGGACAGGAUCUCCCUUCAGCAGAGACGACUGGAGAUCAUCAACGGCCUGAAGGUGCUACCUGACCUGAUAAAGCAGGUGUUGGCCCUGGAUAAAAAGAUCAAGUCCAUCGCUGAUGAACUGUACGAGCAGAGGUCUCUACUGGUCAUGGGCCGAGGUUUCCACUACGCCACCUGCCUAGAGGGGGCGCUGAAAAUCAAGGAGAUCACUUACAUGCACUCCGAGGGCAUCCUGGCCGGCGAGCUGAAGCACGGUCCUCUGGCACUUAUAGACAAAGACAUGCCGGUCAUCAUGAUCAUCAUGAGAGACGCCUGCUACACCAAGUGCCAGAACGCUCUGCAACAAGUCACCGCCAGAUCGGGUCGACCCAUCAUCCUCUGUUGCCAGGACGACCCUGAGAUGAGUCAGAUGUCCUACGACACAAUCGAGCUGCCGCACACUGUGGACUGUCUGCAGGGCGUCCUCAGCGUCAUCCCCCUGCAGCUCCUGUCCUUCCACUUGGCCGUCCUGCGAGGAUUUGAUGUUGACUUUCCAAGAAACUUGGCCAAAUCUGUGACCGUGGAAUAAUAACAGUUCACAAAGCAACGGAGAGGAGAAAGGAGGCUCAUAGAUUUACCCGUACAAGUGUGCAAUUCGUUCAGUAUGUAUGUAUGUAUGUACGUAUGUAGGUGUGUGUAUGUAUGUGUGUGUGUGUGUGUGUGUGUAGCAAGAGCGGGGUAAAGUAGGGCACUUUGUUUGCGUGUGAACAUGGACGAGGGUGAGAGUGAGUGUGAGGUAUACGGUACAAUGAUUUAAAAAAAAAAAAAAAAAAAAGACAGAAAUGUGAAGUCCGAAUCCGACCAAAA